AAACCAAUUUAGUUAUCGAGAGCCGCUGUGCGGACUGCGGACUUGUCGACUAUGCGUAUUAUAUUAAAUUAAGCUGUUAUUGUUGGCAUACGUUACUAUAUAUUUAACUACUACUUCAGAAAAAUAUCUGUUUUAAAAAUGGAAAUCUCAUUUAAAGGGAAGAGAAUACUCGUUACCGGUGCUGGCCAAGGUAUUGGCCGGGGUAUCGCCGUGGAGCUAUGGCGUGCUGGAGCAAAUAUAGUCGCAUUAUCUCGAACAAGAUCUCAUUUGGAAUCGCUUCAGAUUGAAUAUCCCUCAAUAGAUAUAGUGGACGUCGAUAUUGAGGACUGGGAUAAAACGCGUGAAGUGGUUGAGUCUCUUGGUCACUUUGAUGCAUUAGUGAACAACGCCGCGGUAGCUGUUUGCGAGCCAUUUCUCGAUUGUUCACCUUCAGACUUUGAUAAAAUGUUUAAUGUUAAUGUAAAAGCAGUUCUUAAUAUUAGUCAAGUGGUAGCAAGGAAGAUGGUAGAAAACAAAACUCAUGGUGCCAUUGUCAACAUAUCAUCACAGGCUUCUAAGGCUGCGUUGAAAGACCAUGCUAUUUACUGUGCAUCGAAAGCAGCUUUGGAUGCUCUUACUCGUUCCAUGGCUCUUGAGCUGGGACCUUACGGCAUUAGAGUGAAUACUGUUAACCCUACUGUCAUAAUGACAGAAAUGGCCAAAGUGGGAUGGUCAGAUCCAGACAAAGCUAAAGAAAUGCUUUCUAAAAUUCCUUUGGGAAGGUUUGGUGAAGUUUCUGAAGUGGUAAAUGCUGUAGUUUUUCUCUUGAGUGAAAGAUCUAGUAUGAUCAACGGAGUCCAGCUGCCUAUUGAUGGGGGUUUCCUUGCCACAUAAAGUUACAAAUUGCUAAACAUAAAUUCUACCAAAUAGCAAGAGUGAAUAUAUUUGUGGCUUUCAAUAUGAACAUAUUUUUAACAAUUGCAUAUUUUAGUCUUAAGUGUAUUAAAUUUUGAUUUAUGUUUAUUAGCAAAUCAACCAAAGAUGGUACUUUAAAUACAAAUGGCCAUGAUUAUAGUUAUCAUGUUUGUUUUAUGUUGUGAUAAUAUUAUUUAUUAUCAAUUUUGAAUUAUUGACUUUUCUGACAUCUAUUUAAUGUAAUAACCAAUUAACUGUAGAUCUUAUAAAUAUGUUGCAUAUGGGAAAUAUUAUCUACUUUUUAAUUGUAUCAUAGGAUCUGUUUGAUAAUACUUUGUUAUCAUUGUGAUUAUUAUAUUUUGUCAGUGUCUAAACUUAGACUAACAUUAUUGAUGAAUAAUAAAAUUAAUAUUACACAAACCUAAUCAUUUGAGACUAUUAUUAUGCAAUAAUAGAAUAUACAAAGAGUAUAUAAACAUGAGUUAUUACUUAGCAAUUAUUAAAAUCUGAUGACUUGAAAAUAGCUAGGUAUUAUUUUUUUAGUAGGUACCAGCAAAAACUUGUAAAUAUGAAUUAAUAUUGGACAAGACACUAAACCUCCUUAUGAUUUAACGCUUGCAUAAUGCAUUUAUAUACCUGAUUCAUAAAUACUAAUUACUAAUGUAAAAGUUAUAAUGUUGAAUAAAUGCAAUUUGUUAAAAAUUUA
Spodoptera litura is the source of this 1600-nucleotide messenger RNA. Its product is annotated as L-xylulose reductase-like. Lineage: Eukaryota; Metazoa; Arthropoda; Insecta; Lepidoptera; Noctuidae. Gene Ontology annotation, biological process: xylulose metabolic process; glucose metabolic process. The record is from RefSeq and is a predicted model, not a curated record. Gene Ontology annotation, molecular function: carbonyl reductase (NADPH) activity; L-xylulose reductase (NADPH) activity.